GUGGUGGAAAACAUCUCAAAGCGAUGCGGCGGGUUCCUGCGGAAGCUCAGCCUGCGGGGCUGCAUCGGCGUCGGGGACGCCUCCCUGAAGACCUUUGCCCAGAACUGCCGAAACAUUGAACAUUUAAACCUCAAUGGUUGCACGAAAAUCACCGACAGUGUGUCUGCUCUUUUCCAGCACGUGUUAUAGCCUUAGCAGAUUCUGUUCCAAGCUGAAGCAUCUGGAUCUGACUUCCUGUGUGUCCAUCACGAACAGCUCCUUGAAGGGGAUCAGCGAGGGCUGCCGGAGCCUGGAGUACCUGAACCUGUCGUGGUGCGACCAGAUCACCAAGGACGGCGUGGAGGCGCUGGUGCGCGGCUGCAGAGGCCUCAAGGCGCUGCUCCUGCGGGGCUGCACCCAGUUAGAAGAUGAAGCCCUGAAGCACAUCCAGAAUUACUGCCAUGAGCUCGUGAGCCUCAACUUGCAGUCCUGCUCGCGCGUGACCGAUGAAGGGGUGGUGCACAUCUGCCGCGGCUGCCACCGGCUGCAGGCGCUGUGCCUCUCCGGCUGCAGCAACCUCACGGACGCCUCUCUCACGGCCCUGGCUCUCAACUGCCCGCGACUCCAGAUUUUGGAGGCUGCCCGAUGUUCCCAUUUGACUGAUGCAGGCUUUACGCUUUUAGCUCGGAAUUGCCACGAUCUGGAGAAGAUGGAUCUGGAAGAAUGCAUCCUGAUAACGGACAGCACGCUGACGCAGCUCUCCGUGCACUGCCCGAGGCUGCAGGCGCUGAGUCUGUCCCACUGUGAGCUCAUCACGGACGACGGGAUCCUGCACCUGAGCAACAGCGCUUGCGGCCACGAGAGGCUGCGGGUCCUGGAACUGGACAACUGCCUCCUCAUCACCGACGCGGCCCUGGAGCACCUGGAGAGCUGCCGCGGCCUGGAGCGCCUGGAGCUGUACGACUGCCAGCAGGUGACCCGCGCAGGCAUCAAGCGGAUGCGGGCUCAGCUCCCUCACGUCAAAGUCCAUGCCUAUUUUGCUCCCGUCACCCCCCCGACAGCAGUGGGCGGAAGCGGGCAGCGACUGUGCAGGUGCUGUGUCAUUCUCUGACGGCAGCUGCCCGAGCCCAAGGCGCAAGGUGUCCCUUCCUCUGGAGAAGACCCAAGUCUCUUCCCGACCUGCUCCGCCUUCACUCAGUCUCUCGGUUCUCCACUGGGAAAGGCUGUACAGGUAAGACUCCACCAGGGACCGCAGCAGCUCCGGCGAGAAUCUUCACCUUCAUUCUGCUGUGAUGCGGUCCCGUCACAGCCUGGUGUCUACUGGCACAUGGCAGAGUGGUCUCGGGGUAGCUGGGCCACGCGAGAGAAGGGCGCCUUCUUAGGUGCAGAAGUGCCGCCCCUGGCUUUGUCAGCAUUCCUCAGACCAUCAGUGUUAGCACAAAUCGAGAAGAAAUAAGCUGUUGAUUUUCUACCUGAUACUUAAGCCAGUGGCCUACUUUAAUUCACACUGAUUUCAUUUUGAUGAGCAGGACUCUUCCACUUCGAGAAAGUUGGCUAUUUAAUCUUCAACGUGACUGCACUGCAAAUUUACGAUGCCUGAUAGUUUUCUACGUAGAGACUUAGGCGGGAGGCAAGGUAGCAGGUUUCCACGAGCCACCAAAGAAACAAGGAUUCUGAACUGGGUGGGGCGGGGUCUUCACCCUUCUGCUUCUGUCAGCUUGUCACGUACACCUUCGGGGACCAAACGCCACACACACAGCUCAGAGGCUGUGUCAGUGCCUCGCUGGAGAGGAGCCGUGGCACAGGCUGGGCAGAGUGCAUUUUUGUGAAUCCUGUCAUCUCUGCCACAUCUGGGGGGCCUUAAAGAGCUAGGAUGGCUUAAGUUACCUACAAUAUAAUCAAUUAAAAAUAAUGAAUGGAUGCAUGUA
Molecule: messenger RNA, 1907 nt
Organism: Suricata suricatta (meerkat)
Lineage: Eukaryota; Metazoa; Chordata; Mammalia; Carnivora; Herpestidae
Gene: FBXL2
Product: F-box and leucine rich repeat protein 2
Exons: 11
Coding region: 134-1090 (318 amino acids)
Biological process (GO): SCF-dependent proteasomal ubiquitin-dependent protein catabolic process
Cellular component (GO): SCF ubiquitin ligase complex
Molecular function (GO): protein binding
Source: RefSeq, a predicted model, not a curated record